Trematosphaeria pertusa is the source of this 477-nucleotide messenger RNA. RefSeq lists its product as uncharacterized. The record is from RefSeq and is a predicted model, not a curated record. Lineage: Eukaryota; Fungi; Ascomycota; Dothideomycetes; Pleosporales; Trematosphaeriaceae. The transcript is spliced from 2 exons. The coding region runs from base 1 to 477 and encodes 158 amino acids.
AUGUCCAGCAAGAUGCAGAUCGAUGCAGGCGGCAAUUACCUUUCCCACAGCGCUUUCAACAACACCACACAGUUCAACAACGCCAUGAACGACGCCACCACCAACAACACCAAGCGCGAGAAGCAGCAAAACGGCCAGCGAGCCCCAGCCGGCAAGAACAACCCAAAGAAGCGCAAGCAGGGAAAGCAAGCCCGUGGAUUCCUACCCUUCUCAAAGCACGAGAUGCGCGAGCUUCGAGACGCAGCGCGAGAGCGCGAGCGUGUGGCCAUUGCUAAUGGCGCCAAAGCGCCGCCGCCGGGCGCCGGACCGAACUGGGCGAAGAACCGUGAUAACACGCUGGCAAAGUACGCGAAGCGGGCGAAGCGAAGGCAUAAGAAGCACGAGAAGAGGAUGAGGGAUAUGGCGGCGGGCAAGGUACCGGAACAUGACUCAUAUGUGCCGGACUAUGAGGGCGAGGGGAAGGAGAGGAGCGCGUGA